AUGGCGUCCAACCUUACACAGGAGCGCUACGAGCAGCUCAAGAAGGAGCGUACGUUCCACAAGUUCACGUACCGUGGGCUUGAGAUCGACCCUCUCCUGGCACUCUCGGAGGAUGAGUUCAAGACGUUGGUGCACGCUCGUGCCCGUCGCCACAUGAACCGCCAGGCGAAGUGCCGUGCACCUGUUUUGCUGAAGCGCCUGCGCGAGGCAAAGAAGAACGUGAAGGCAGGUGAGAAGCCGAAGGCAGUGAAGACGCACCUCCGUGAUGUUGUCAUCACACCCGAGAUGGUGGGGUCCAUUGUUGGUAUUUACAAUGGCCGUCAGUUCAACGCCGUGGAGAUCAAGGGUGAGAUGAUUGGCCACUACCUCGGGGAGUUUUCCAUGACGUACAAGCCCGUCAUGCACGGCCGUCCUGGUGUUGGUGCAACGCACUCCUCUCGCUUCAUUCCUCUGAAGUAG
This is a messenger RNA of Trypanosoma grayi, 459 nucleotides long. Its product is annotated as 40S ribosomal protein S15. The transcript has a single exon. Gene Ontology annotation, cellular component: ribosome; cytosolic small ribosomal subunit. Gene Ontology annotation, molecular function: RNA binding; structural constituent of ribosome. The record is from RefSeq and is a predicted model, not a curated record. Gene Ontology annotation, biological process: ribosomal small subunit assembly; translation. Lineage: Eukaryota; Euglenozoa; Kinetoplastea; Trypanosomatida; Trypanosomatidae. The coding region runs from base 1 to 459 and encodes 152 amino acids.